This is a messenger RNA of Dictyostelium purpureum, 2496 nucleotides long. RefSeq lists its product as uncharacterized. Lineage: Eukaryota; Evosea; Eumycetozoa; Dictyosteliales; Dictyosteliaceae. Gene Ontology annotation, cellular component: membrane; intracellular membrane-bounded organelle. The transcript has 4 exons. The record is from RefSeq and is a predicted model, not a curated record. Bases 1 to 2496 code for a protein of 831 amino acids. Gene Ontology annotation, biological process: sorocarp morphogenesis; transmembrane transport; lipid transport. Gene Ontology annotation, molecular function: ATP binding; lipid carrier activity; ABC-type transporter activity.
AUGGCCGAUAAACCUAAAUCACAUCAAUUUAGAGCAAUGUUUUUUAAAAACUCGACAUUUAUAAAAAGACAAAAAUGUUCAUUAUGUGUUCAAAUUUCGAUUCCAUUAAUAUUGGUAAUUGUUUUAGUUAUAGUUCAAAUUUGGAUUAAAUCUCAAAUGUCAAAUCUUGACCCAAACAGCAGCGAAAUUAAUCCAUCAUCAAAUAUAUUUUCUUACGAUCCAAUGGCUUCUUAUAUUUUUGAAACCAAUCCAAAUGGUUUAUCAAAUAUAGGUUCAUUAAGUGCAACUGGUGAAGGCAGUGGACUUUUAGGUGCAACUCCACAAACCUUUGAGCAAUUUUAUAAAAAUCAAUCUUAUUUACCAUAUUACAUUUCAUUUGACAACGUCAACGACAUGGAGAACGAAAUCCUUUUACAAAAAAAAAUAAUGCGAGAUAAUCAAAAUAAUAAUAAUAUGUUUACCAAUAAUCUUCCAACUUCAGCUUUAGCUUUUAAUAGUUUUUCAGUUCAAAACCAACAAUUAAGUGUUAAUAUUUCAACAGAAUCACAGUCAAGAUAUCUUUGGGGUGUAAGUGCACAAAAUUUGGUGUUCACAUUAAAUGUUUUAAAUUCAGCAUUUAUAAACUAUGUAUAUGGUACCAAUGUUUCCAUUCAAGUAAAUUCAGUUUCUCUUCCAUCCUAUUCACAGUCUACAAACGUUGAUAUUGCUUCACUUUUAGGUGGUAGCUUUUACCCAUUUGCUUUAUCUUUUAUCUUACCACUAUUUGUAUUUUCAAUAGUUGUUGAAAAACAAGAAAAGUUACGUGAUUUAUCUUUAAUGAUGGGUUUAAAAAUAAGAAACUAUUGGAUUAUGAAUUAUAUUUUCAACUAUUUAUUAUAUUCAAUAAUUGUAGUUUUUGUCGUUGGUGUAAGUUCUGCAUUUGAUUUUGCUGUAUUUACCAAAGGUUCAGGAUUUGGAAUGUUUUUAUUAAUAUUUGGAUGGGGUCACGCUAUGGUUUCUUUCUCUUUCUUCCUUAGCACUUUCUUUAAGAAAACUCGUACUGCCUCAAUCUUUUGCUAUUUCUUAGUAAUUGUUAGUGUAAAUUUAAAUUCACUUUUAAGUUUUCAAGUUUAUUUAAAUUCUGCUCCACCUACACCAUAUUACUUUUAUCCAUUGUUUGCAUUUUAUAGAGGUAUUUCUCAAUUAAGUACUCAAUGUGGUAUAGAUUUAUGUCCAAAAUGGGAAAGCUAUACAUGGGAUUUCGAAACCUCUAAAAUUAUUUUCUGGCUCUACAUAGAUGCAGUUGUUUAUUUAAUUUUAGCAUUAUAUUUGGAUCAAGUUUUACCAAGAGAGUUUGGUGUACCAAGUCAUCCAUUGUUCUUUUUAGAACCAAUUAAAAAGUUAUUUAUCAAACCAAAAUCAGAAACAAAGGAACAAUACAAUGAAAAAACCAGUUUAAUAUUAAACCAUCACCAAGAAAAUAACAAUUUUGAUGAAACUAUUGAUGAAGAUGUUUCAAAUGAAAAGAAAAAGGUUCAACAAAAAUUAUAUGAUCCAAGUAAAAUCUCAAUUGUUAUUGAUAAUCUUUCAAAGCAUUAUCCAGGUCGUCCAAAGCCAGCUCUAGACGGUUUACACUUAACCAUUGAACGUGGUGAAGUAUUAGGUCUUUUGGGUCCAAAUGGUGCUGGUAAAACAACAACAAUUUCAAUAUUAACCGGGUUAUAUAAACCAACAAGUGGUACCGCAACUAUUUGCGGAUAUGACAUCCGUACCGAUAUGGACUCCAUUCAUCGUAUUAUUGGGGUAGCUAUGCAAUUUGAUAUAUUUUGGGAAGAUCUCAGUUGUGUUGAAACUCUUUUAUACUAUGCAAGACUUAAAGGUGUACCAAUUGCCAAAGAAAUAGAAUCAGUUGAAAUGGUAUUAAAAGAAGUUAAUCUCUUUGAUGUAAAAGAUCGUUUGGUUAAAGAGCUUAGUGGUGGUAUGAAGAGAAGACUCUCUUUUGCAGUUGCCAUGACUGGUGAUAGCUCAUUAUUAUUCUUUGAUGAACCAUCUACAGGUCUUGACCCAGAAACCAAAGCUAAUCUUUGGGAAACCAUCAACACAUUAAAAAAGAACCGUUCAAUUAUUUUAACAACCCACAGCAUGGAAGAAGCCGACUAUUUAUCAAAUCGUAUUGCUAUUGUAUCACAGGGUAAACUUCAAUGUUUAGGAAAUCAAACUCAUCUAAAAGCUAAAUUUGGUGACGGUUAUUCAAUUAGAAUUAAUAUUGAUGAGAAAUUUGUAGACACACACUCACCAACCGAAUUAAUUAAAGAAUUUUCAUCAUCAGCAAUUUUAGCAGAAAAUUACAAUGGUAGUUAUGUUUAUCGUUUACCAAAAACAACAGUCAUUUCAGAUCUUUACAAACAUUUAGUUGAAAAUAAAGAGCAUUAUCAUAUUCAAGAGUGGGGUCUCAGUCAAACUAGUUUGGAGGAUGUUUUCCUUAAAAUUUCAGAAAAUGAUGAUACCGUAAAUUAA